Molecule: messenger RNA, 372 nt
Organism: Musa acuminata subsp. malaccensis (wild Malaysian banana)
Lineage: Eukaryota; Viridiplantae; Streptophyta; Magnoliopsida; Zingiberales; Musaceae
Source: RefSeq, a predicted model, not a curated record
AGAUAUCUUACCUGUUCUUGCAUCACUAAGAAGCUUGUCAUUGCUCCAAGUGUAGGUGGAGCUCAACAGAACAAGCAGCAGUUAGAACAGCAAUCUGAUAAAGGUGGAUGCUCUCUCCUACAGCAUCGAUAUCUCGAUGAGUUUGACGGAAUCUACGACCGGCCGCUCGCGUGCUUCGGCUGCGGCAUAGGAUGGGCCUGUUUCAUCUUGGGGUUUGGCUUCCCUCUGCUCUGGUACAUUGCUACUGCUCUUUACUUUGGGAAGUACCACCUCAAGGAUCCAAGGGAAAGAGCAGGGCUUGCAGCAUCUGCAAUUGCAGCUUUGAUUUGUUCUGUUGCAGCAUUGAUCACAUUGGUGGCUGUACAUCUGUAG